Linum trigynum is the source of this 1854-nucleotide messenger RNA. The record is from the annotation of a GenBank genome assembly. Lineage: Eukaryota; Viridiplantae; Streptophyta; Magnoliopsida; Malpighiales; Linaceae.
AUGAACUUCCGUCCCAUGGUUUCCAAGUUCAUACUUGUCCCUACUUCUCACCUUUCUCUAGCCAGUUUUCCGCCAACAAACCAUUUCUGUCAUUUCCCCAGACUUGCUUUCUCCAGAUGCAGUCCUGCUCUCUUCUCCAGAACCAAUACUGAUUCCCUUCCUUAUGGACCAUCUCUUUUAAAGGGCAAUCUCCCACCCUCUGAUUGCUCACAAGAGAAGGAACAGCAUCCUUGCCAGUGUAAGGGUAAGGAGGAAGAAGAAGAGGAUGACGACGGUGUGAUUGAUAAAGAGGGCUUUACUAGGGUGUUCGACAUAGCAGCAGUUCGGGUUCCUUCCAAGUACUGUUUUGUUCUUGAGAGUAGAAUUCGAGGUCAUUUGCUGAAUUGGCCUAGAAUUCGCAACAUUGCUAGAGUUCCAGGUGAUGAGGUGGAAGAGGAAGUUGUCCCUUUGUUAGGAGAGUCUCAUAGUUGGAGCGGAGAUGAAGAAGCAGGUAAGCUAACUUCUCUGCAAAGGAGAAUUCAUGGGAAAGCAGAGGUGGAUGGCGAGGAAUUGAGUCCAGUUCUGUACAGGGAUAGAUUGGCCAAGGAAUUUAAUGCGAAGGGUUUUGUUAAGUUUAGGAACUUGGCAAAGAUUUCACGGCCUAAGAAGACGAAGGUGAAGCAGAAGGAAGGAGGUAGAGGUGGACAGGGAGAGGGAGAGGGAAGACAUGAAAACAAUGAGUUUGCAAUGUUGGAGGUUGUGGAAGAAGGCAUUGGAGAUGAGUGGAAGGGCUUGUUAGGGGACGAGUUUAAUGGAAGGAAGAGAUGGAUGGGCUCAACAAGGCUUUUGCUUUUGGAUGAGAGAUAUGCCAACAAGACAUUGGAAGGGUUGCCCCAAGCUGUCAAGGCUGCACUGGAAGAAGCUAUGAGCGAGAACUUAGCACAUUCAUUUGAGCUUGUUAGAUGCAAGCUGACUUUGUUCUAUGAUUACUGGCUUAUGAAUGAGAUUUUAGAGGCCUUGCUCCCGAAGGAUAUGAUUAUUCCAUCUGCAUUUGAAACUGUCGGCCAUAUUGCACACCUGAACCUGAAAGAGGAACAUAUACCAUAUAAGAAGAUUAUAGCAAAGGUUAUUUUGGAUAAGAACAAACCAAAGAUACAAACAGUAGUGAAUAAGGUUGAUGCCAUAAAUAAUGACUACAGAACUAUGCAGCUUGAAGUCUUAGCGGGGAAUCGCUCUCUUGUCACGACGGUAGUUGAGAAUGGAUUGAGAUUCCAUGUUGAUUUAGCUACAGUGUAUUGGAACUCCCGGCUUGCAACCGAAAGACAAAGACUUCUGCAGGGAUUUACACACAAAGAUGUUCUUUGUGACGUCUUCUCUGGUGUUGGUCCGAUAGCUAUAUCUGCUGCAAGGAUAGUAAGACGGGUUUACGCCAAUGACUUGAACCCUUAUGCAGUUGAUUACUUGGACAGGAAUAGUGUUCUCAACAAGCUUGAGAAGAGGAUUAAGGUUUUCAACAUGGAUGGGAGAAGGUUCAUUGAUGCUAUGUUCACGAGUGAGAAAGCUCAGUCAAUCACCCAGGUGGUCAUGAACUUGCCUAAAGAUGCAGUCGAAUAUCUAGAUGCUUUCAGGGGUGUAUUCAGUGAUAAAAGAUUGAAAGAAGAUUAUACUUUCCCGACAAUCCACGUCUAUGGAUUCUCCAAAGCUAAAGAUCCCGAAUUCGACUUCCACGAGAGGAUAAGAAUGGCACUGGGAGAGGUGGGAGUGAAUGUCGAAAUGCGGAAGGUUCGCCUUGUUGCCCCUGGGAAAUGGAUGCUGUGUGCUUCCUUCGUUCUUCCUGCUUCUGUAGCAUUCACUGCUACUGAUACACAACAUUAA